Ailuropoda melanoleuca (giant panda) is the source of this 1407-nucleotide messenger RNA. RefSeq names its product heat shock protein HSP 90-beta-like. The annotation marks the transcript as partial. Lineage: Eukaryota; Metazoa; Chordata; Mammalia; Carnivora; Ursidae. Gene Ontology annotation, biological process: protein folding. The record is from RefSeq and is a predicted model, not a curated record. Gene Ontology annotation, molecular function: ATP-dependent protein folding chaperone; ATP hydrolysis activity; ATP binding. The transcript has a single exon.
GAUGAUGAGGAAGAUGGCAAAGACAAGAAGAAAAAGACCAAGAAGAUCAAGGAGAAGUACAUCGACCAAGAGGAGUUGAACAAGACCAAGCCCAUCUGGACCCGCAACCCUGAUGACAUCAGCCAAGAGGAGUAUGGAGAGUUCUACAAGAGUCUGACCAACGACUGGGAGGACCACCUGGCCGUCAAGCACUUCUCAGUGGAGGGCCAGCUUGAGUUCCGUGCCCUGCUCUUCAUCCCUCGCAGAGCGCCAUUCGAUCUCUUUGAAAACAAGAAGAAAAAGAACAACAUCAAGUUAUACGUGCGCCGGGUCUUCAUCAUGGACAGCUGUGACGAGCUCAUCCCAGAAUACCUCAACUUUGUGCGUGGUGUUGUUGACUCCGAGGACCUGCCCCUGAACAUCUCCCGAGAAAUGUUGCAGCAGAGCAAAAUCCUGAAGGUCAUCCGCAAGAACAUUGUGAAGAAGUGCUUGGAGCUCUUCUGUGAGCUAGCGGAGGACAAGGAGAACUACAAGAAGUUCUAUGAGGCUUUCUCCAAGAACCUGAAGCUUGGUAUCCAUGAAGAUUCUGCCAAUAGGAAAAAGCUGUCUGAGUUGCUGCGUUACCACACAUCACAGACUGGUGACGAGAUGGCAUCCCUUACAGAAUACGUCUCUCGCAUGAAGGAGACUCAGAAGUCCAUCUAUUAUAUUACUGGUGAGAGCAAGGAUCAGGUGGCUAACUCUGCCUUUGUGGAGCGUGUGAGGAAGCGUGGAUUUGAAGUGGUGUACAUGACAGAGCCCAUCGAUGAGUACUGUGUCCAGCAGUUGAAGGAGUUUGAUGGCAAGACUCUGGUCUCUGUCACCAAAGAGGGCCUAGAGCUGCCGGAAGACGACGAGGAGAAGAAAAAGAUGGAGGAGAGCAAGUCAAAGUUCGAGAAUCUUUGCAAGCUCAUGAAGGAGAUACUCGACAAGAAAGUGGAGAAGGUGACUGUCUCCAACCGCCUGGUUUCUUCACCCUGCUGCAUUGUAACAAGUACUUAUGGGUGGACUGCCAACAUGGAAAGGAUCAUGAAGGCCCAGGCCCUUCGUGACAACUCCACCAUGGGCUACAUGAUGGCCAAAAAGCACUUGGAGAUCAACCCUGACCAUCCUAUUGUGGAAACCCUCCGACAGAAGGCGGAGGCAGACAAAAACGACAAGGCCGUAAAGGACCUGGUGGUUCUACUCUUUGAAACAGCCCUGCUAUCAUCUGGUUUCUCGUUGGAUGACCCCCAGACACAUUCAAACCGCAUCUACAGGAUGAUCAAGUUGGGCUUAGGAAUUGACGAGGAGGACGUAGCUAUUGAUGAACCUGUGGCAGCCACGACGGACGAGAUCCCACCCCUUGAGGAGGAUGAAGACGCUUCCCGAAUGGAGGAAGUUGAUUAA